GAUACAGUACGCUAUUCUAAACCGAAUAUGUCAUUAGAUGUUAAUAUAAGUGAACCGGAUGAAUUUAAUUGUACAGAACUUCACAGUUGUAUAGAAAAUGUAGCUAGAAUAAAUAGCUUAAACGAUUUCACAUAUCAUGUUGAAUUCGCGUGUGGAAAAGGUGAAAAUUUUAUAGCAAACGUAUUCAGAGUUGAAAUAACAGAUACGGAAGAUUGUGAACGUAAAAUUAGUGUUAUUGUAAAGACAUUAGUGAAUACAACGAGACAAGAGUUAUUUAGAGAACUACAUAAAAGAGAAGUUAAGGCGUAUGAAGAGGUUAUAUCCAAAUUUCAAAUUUUACAAAGCAAAUUAGAUGUAAUUGACAGAAUUGUGCUACCUGGUUGUAUUUUAUCUGAUAUGAAGAGAGGCAAUGAAGUACUUAUUCUAGAAGAUUUAGUUUCAAAAGGUUAUGAGUAUGAUUCUAAAGUAAAUAAACUACAGAAUUUAAAAUAUGAACAAGUUUGUUUAGUAUUGAAAAAUUUAGCAAAAUUUCAUGCUCUAUCUGUUAUAUUUGAAUUGAACGAUAAAGAAAACUUUACCAAACUUAAAAGUGAAUUUAAAGAUGUUCUCUAUCAAGAAACAUUUCUUGAUAAAAGUAAACUUAGAAACUAUUAUAAAAAUUGCUACGAAGACUCUAUAAAGCUAUUAGAUGAUUUAGAUGCAAGAACGAAAUUACAAAAUGUGGACACAACAUUAAUGGAACUUUUAAGAUAUUAUACUUCUCCACGAACAUUCAAUGUACUCUGUCAUGGAGAUUGUUGGGAUAACAUCACAACGGAUUUAUGUUUUUUGGAUUUUCAAGCAAUGCGAUAUUCUAACCCAGCUACAGAUGUUGUUUAUUUUCUUUUUUUAUCAACUGACUCUACAUUCAGAUCUCAAUUUAUGAAAGAUAUUUUAUCUGUUUAUUACGAGAGCUUUUCGUCAUUCUUGAAACUAUACGAUAUAGAUUCGAAUUCAGUUUAUACUAAAGAUUCAUUUGAAGAGGAUGUACAAGAAAUGUUACCUUAUGGAUUGCUAAUUACUCUGAUAGAGUUAAGGAUAGUAACAACGACGUUUGAAGAUAAAGAAGUAAUAAGCGAAUCAAAAUUAGACCUUGAUCAAUGCAUCUCUAAUGAAGGCAAUGAAGAUAUAUUAUUAAAAAUGAGAGUUCAUGAUGUUGUUAAGGAAUCUGUGCAAAAUGGUACUUUAGAUAGAUUGUGUGAUCAAAUGAAACUAUUUAAUUAAAAAAAAUG
Molecule: messenger RNA, 1271 nt
Organism: Papilio machaon (common yellow swallowtail)
Lineage: Eukaryota; Metazoa; Arthropoda; Insecta; Lepidoptera; Papilionidae
Exons: 2
Coding region: 28-1263 (411 amino acids)
Source: RefSeq, a predicted model, not a curated record